ACUGAUCAGUCAAGACACUCAAGAGUAGGAGUUGGCUCGCUCUCCAGAAGACGAGAAGAAGAGAGAACAAGAAGAGAGAGGAGGAGAACUUCAAGGGGGAAAGAGGAGGAGAAGGAGACGAAAAAGAAGUCAAGGUGCGGGAGAGACUGGUAAGAGGUCAUUGGGCGGGCGUGUGUUAUUGCAGUCGUCGUCGUCGAGAGAGAGAGAGAGAGAGAGAGAGAGAGAGAGAGAGAGCGUUACGCAGCUGGUGGCCUACCCCGUGUGGGGACACCCUGACUGCGAUCUAAGUGACUUGUGGCCUACCCAGUCUGCCAAGCCACUAAGUUACGCGGAAGGAUGGCGAAGGGUAUAGCGUUCUACAUGCGCUGGGUUCUCGUCGCUGCUUCAUUCAUACCUAUCCUUGAAGCUCGAAAGGGUGCAAGAGAGCUGGGAGGUGAGGAGGAUUUCUAUGAAGCCCGCUAUGGGCCAUGCUAUAAGGAACGGCUGAAAUAUCAGCAAGAACGAUGCGACUCCAUUUUCAUCAACAAGCCUGAAGAUUGCCCGCCUGGCUGUGGAAACGAUGUUAUUCGUGCUUUGCGCCGGUGUACACGAAAGCACUCUGAGUAUUACACCAAUUCCACAGCAAAUGAGGAGAAACACAUUUGUGAGAUCGGGGUUGAUUCUCAGUCUGGGGGUGCGCACUCACUUACAGCUACUCCGAUGAACACACUUCCAACCAUUGCCAUUGCUCUCUCCGCCUUACUUCUGUGGCUGAUCUCCGCCCUGGUUCAGUGAGAGACUGAGAGUGCAUCCCCACCGGUAGUAUCCUGGACGCAGUGCAUGGGGCAGACUCACGUGCCCAGCGGUUUAUAUGGCCCUCGUUGCAGUACUCUCCACAUGGCGGUGUAUCUUUCCAUCUUCUAGCGGAAGAUUCAUUCUCAUUUUGCACAUUUGGAGAGAAGCCCAGCGAGGCCUUGGAAUCCAUGGAGACGAAGCCAGGAACGAUAGCCGAAGAGUCGAAGACAAGCAGGAAGUGUGAGUGCUUGCUGGCCAGGGGCCUUCAUCAAAUGCCCAGCCGUUAUGCAGGGCCUCGCCAAACCACUCGAAAUGUGCAAAAUGAAAAUGCACUUCCCGA
This is a messenger RNA of Chara braunii, 1114 nucleotides long. NCBI's taxonomy places the organism in Eukaryota, Viridiplantae, Streptophyta, Charophyceae, Charales, Characeae. The record is from the annotation of a GenBank genome assembly.